Molecule: messenger RNA, 1595 nt
Organism: Pecten maximus
Lineage: Eukaryota; Metazoa; Mollusca; Bivalvia; Pectinida; Pectinidae
Product: dentin sialophosphoprotein-like
Exons: 10
Coding region: 116-1102 (328 amino acids)
Molecular function (GO): protein binding
Source: RefSeq, a predicted model, not a curated record
CGCGUAGUUACAUGUAAACAACAUGGCGAACUAUCUGUACCUGCAUGUUACAUAGACUGACUUCAAUCUUGAAGUUAAACGUCCACGGAAUAUAUUGUGACAGUUAAAAUUAGUCAUGUCAUCCAGACGUGGUCGUCAAAAAGAGGACCAUGACUCUGACAAGUUACCAGUGUUGGGGGAAGAUGGAUAUGGGAAUGCUGGCGGUUAUUACAACAACAACCAUGUUCAGAACAGACCAGCAGGCUCUCGUGCUUUCCCCUCUGGAAGUAGGCCGGGGUCUGGAAGUCGACGUACACCUACCCCAACUAAACAAAUAGCCCUGCAAGCUGUGAGGAGGAAAGAUGACCAUGUGAAAGAACCAUUCGAUGAUGUUGAUUUGGCAGAAUUAAACUCUACAUUGAAACUUGAAUCAGAAAGGUCUUUUCUGGAGAGAGAGAAUUCAAACACAGAUAUCAGAAAAGGAAAUGGUGCCUCUGGUUUUACUGUCAAAUUACCAAAUGGCUACGGAGCCAGACCGAAGGAUGCUGCAUCCAAACAUUCUGAUGAUUAUGAAUCUGAAAAAAACGAGAGAAAAGAUAAGACAGAAAAAACCAGACUGGUAUCUAAAACACAUCAACAAAAGCCAGACAGCAAGUCCAGUAAAGUAAAGGAAUCCAGUGACGACGAUGAUGAUGACGACGACGACGACGAAGAUGAUCCAGAAAGCUGGCAAGAAGGAGGUGAAAAAUCAGCUCCUAUGCAACUAAUGAUGGAGUUUAUUGGCUGUCUGAUGCAGGGAGACUACCCCAACGCUGCUAAAUUGUGUAAAAUGAUUUUGAUGUAUGAGCCAAACAAUGCAGAAGCCUUGAAGUUUCAGCCAUUGAUAAAUGAGAAAAUUGAACUUGAUGCACAGCCAGAUGAUGACUCUGGGAGUGGUGAAUCAGGGUCGGAGGAUGAGAAUGAUGAAGACGAGGGCAACUCAGAAGAUGAUUCUGAUUCAGAUGACUCGGAUGAUUCGGACGAUAGUGACAACAGCUCUCAGACUGAAGAUGAAAAUGAGGGAGAGAAGAUUGACUCUGGUAUAUCCUCAGGUCUGUCAGGAUCCAACUCUGAGAUGGAAUAGUGAUCUGUGAUAGAAGCCGUCCUACUGCUCAACAGCAUUGAAUGAAUGUGAAUGUGUGGGUUUUUUGUAUGUAUGUAAUAUCUAACUCACAUUUGAUACAUUCCAUAUUUGAUGUUUGGUCUUUUUUCUAGAUUAUAUUUUUUUUCCCUGAAUUUAUGUUAUUUAUUAUUGAUGCAUGAAAUAUUCUCUCUUUUGCUCUAAAGAUGUUGAACUUUGUCAGAGAUGUGUUAACAAUAUUUGAAUAUAAAGAGAAUUUUCACAAAAUGCUUAUAAUGGCAUUUGUUGAAGAGGAAAAGUGAGUGUUGAAAUGCCAUUACUUAUUAUUAUGUUCAAUGUCUAAUAUCAUAAAUGUUUUGAGAGUUGAGUGCAUGACUAUAUUUUUAUAAGCCAAAGGUAUAUGUGAUUUGAUUCUGUUAAUGAAGAAUUGUGAAUGACAUUAACAAAUAGAAACAUCACCUACUGGAGUAAGAGGGGGUUAGGGUGUGUGUGUGUG